GCCAAGAGCAACGACUUUACGUGUUAAGUGUUCAUCGUCUCCUUUGAAUUAGGUAUUCUAAUUUCUUCAAUUAAGCUACCGUCAGAGUAUGCUUACAAGUUUCCGCCGAGCGUUCACUCAUCAUAGAGUACAGCGGCUGUGUUCUCAGCCGCUGUCGGACAGAGUGAUAGCGCACAUGCAAAAAGGCCUUCCCAAAAAAUUUCCACUUCCAGGAGUCAACAAAGUUGUACUCAUAUCGUCAGCCAAAGGAGGCGUCGGAAAGUCAACAACCGCAGUAAACCUCGCUAUUAGUUGUGCAAUAUUAAAUUAUCGCGUCGGCCUGCUCGAUGCAGACGUAUUAGGGCCGUCAAUCCCGCAGAUGAUGAAUCUACGAGGGGAACCUGAGCUGAAUAGCCAGAACCAAAUGUUGCCUCUGCGGAACUACAAUGUUCGUGUAAUGUCGAUGGGCUUCUUGGUGAACGAGUCAGCUGCAAUAACUUGGCGUGGUCUUAUGGUUAUGCAGGCAGUACAGCGACUUCUUCGGAACGUUAACUGGGGAUCUGACGGCCUGGAUGUCUUAUUCGUAGAUAUGCCUCCGGGCACUGGCGAUGUUCAACUUUCAAUAGCUCAAAAUAUUCCAAUAGAUGGCGCUGUUAUCGUCACAACACCACAACCGGUUGCCCUUCUGGAUGCGCGACGAGGUAUCGAAAUGUUCCGUAAAAUGAAUGUGCCUAUUCUAGGCGUCGUGCAAAAUAUGUCCGAGCAUAUCUGUGAAAAAUGCGGUCACACGACAUAUAUGUUUGGAAAGGACGGAGCGAAAAAAAUGGCUGACGAUAUGGGAGUGCAAAUUAUUGGCAAUAUUCCGUUGAAUUUGGCGAUUCGCGAGGGGUGCGAUAGCGGUAAACCUAUCAUUGUUGUCGAACCUGAUUCGCCGGUGACAAAAGCAUACAAUGAAUUGGCGGCCAUUGUGUUAAUGAAGCUAGUUGCAUGUACCUCGCCUCGAAUAGCCGAAUGCCUACAUUGACCACAUCGCCAGGCGCGCUCCGUAUCCGUAAUCACCGCUCCCGA
Varroa destructor (honeybee mite) is the source of this 1047-nucleotide messenger RNA. RefSeq names its product NUBP iron-sulfur cluster assembly factor, mitochondrial (gene Nubpl). NCBI's taxonomy places the organism in Eukaryota, Metazoa, Arthropoda, Arachnida, Mesostigmata, Varroidae. Gene Ontology annotation, cellular component: mitochondrion. Gene Ontology annotation, molecular function: 4 iron, 4 sulfur cluster binding; ATP-dependent FeS chaperone activity; ATP binding. Gene Ontology annotation, biological process: mitochondrial respiratory chain complex I assembly; iron-sulfur cluster assembly. The record is from RefSeq and is a predicted model, not a curated record.